Messenger RNA from Labrus bergylta (ballan wrasse), 1278 nucleotides. The record is from RefSeq and is a predicted model, not a curated record. NCBI's taxonomy places the organism in Eukaryota, Metazoa, Chordata, Actinopteri, Labriformes, Labridae.
AUGUGGAAGCUAACUCUAUCUGCAGCUUCUACCUCCAGGCUGAUGUGUUACUAUAACAGCAAAGCAGCAGACAGACCAGCUAUGGGGAAGUUCAGAGUUUCAGAUAUUGAUCCAGACAAGUGCACCCAUCUGAUUUUUGGCUUUUCUGACAUAAUUGAAAAUGAGCUGGUUCCCACAACUGUAAAUGAUGUUCAGCAGUACUUUGGGUUUAAUGCACUCAAACAAAGAUUCAGGACAAUGGCGGGAUCACAAAAGAACAGAGAAGUGUUCAUCCAGUCUGUAAUCAGACUACUCAGAGCAUUCAAUUUUGAUGGGCUAGACGUAGACUGGAGGUACCCAGCUGAAGAGGACAAGCAGAGAUUCACAGAGCUUUGCAAGGAGCUGGAAACAGCCUUUGUCGAUGAAGGAACUUCAAGUAACCAGGAAAGAUUAAUCCUUGCAGCAUCUGUCUCUGCUGAGAGGUCAACCAUCGAUGCUGGCUAUGAAGUGGAAGAAAUUGCCAUGCACCUGGAUUUCAUCAACGUGUUGACGUUUGACUUCCACGGCCCCUGGGAAAGUGUCACAGCACAUCACAGCCCCUUAUUCCAGGGAUCCCAAGACACUGGAGAUGCGAUCUACUCUAACACUGCCUCUGCCUUAGAGUACUGGCGGGACCAGGGAGCACCUGAAGAAAAACUGAACAUGGGGCUUGGAGCUUUUGGACGAGCUUUUUCCCUGUCCUCUAAUUCAAGCGCUGUCGGUGCACCAGCCAGUGGUCCUGGUGAGGAAGGCUGCUACACCGGUGAAGAAGGAUUCUGGGCCUCUUAUGAGACUUGCCUUUAUCUAGAUGGGGUACAAAACCAUUUUAUUUCUGAUCAGAAAGUUCCAUAUGCCACAACAGAAAAUCAGUGGGUUGGAUUUGACGACACAACCAGUAUAAAUACCAAGAUCAAUUACCUCAAAGCAAACAAAUUCGGAGGGGCCUUUGUCUGGUCUCUGGACCUGGAUGACUUCAGAGGAGAGUUCUGUAACCAGGGAAAGUGCCCAUUCGUUACCCAACUGCAUAAUCUGCUUGUACCAGCUGUCUCCCUGCCGGGGGUGUGUUUUCCGGGAGGAGGAGGGGCUCGCUUUCUCUCCCCACUCCUCAUCAAGAGGAGUAAUCUAAUUGGCUCUCUAUUUGAGGCAAUGCCCCUUGGACCGCCUCCUAAAUUUCUCAAGGGCUUCCAGCCUAACCUGGCUGUCAAAGAGUUAACAUCGUCUCCAAACCCAGAAAGCGCGCUUAUUCCUCACAAAAGCUAA